GUUUUAAUCUAAAAAAAUUCAAUCAUUUGCAAACUUACACCGUCACAAACCUCUUCAAUUCUUCGAUCUCAAAAGUUGCAGACGUCUUCCACCGGCACGAAAUCUGAAGACCAUACCUCUUAAUCAAACAUUCUUUGGGCUUGAUUUUCACCGAAUUCAAUAGCACCUGUUCAAAGCGUCUUCAAUCUUCAGCGAAUCACAAGAUCAUGAUCCUGAGAGAACCUCCAUGUUCGAUUUGACAUUCAUAUAACCCACUUGGGUUUCAUGAUCCUCACCCUAGUUUUUUCUAGGGUUUCGAAAUUGCAAAAGGCCUAACAAUUGAAGGGGUAAAUUACAAAUCUAGAAAAGGCUUGUCGUAUGAGUCUGAAUCGCUGUGGAAAAUCGUACAGCUUGUGGAGAGUGCAUUAAUAUGAAAGUGGACAGAGGAUCAGCGUCAUCGCCUAUUUCUCGGCUUCCACUAGAGUAACAAAAAACAAUAGUUUGAAAGGAAGGUAUCUAUAGAAGUAGACUGAAAAGAAUGAUAAUGACAGAUAAGUCACAUAAUUCUAAUGCCUCUUUGUUCUUGCGUAGAAGUCUUUAUAUUGACUUAAUGGCAUUCAACUUUAGAGGUCAAUCAGAUGUGUUUGAUAAUGGGUCAUCCGGAGAUAAUUAUGAGGAUUCAAUGUUUGAUAUUGAGAACCCUAAAAGGUCCGAGCUAUCAAUUCAGCAUCCAAGAUCAAAUGUGCAUCAAGACAAUGACUCUCAUGGGCUUUUGAUCGAGCAACCCUUCAAGGGUUGGAAACUUCCUGAUAUGAUGUUCGCUACAAGGCGCUGCAUAUCUGAUGCAUGCACUUUUAUAGCUAAACAGCUUGAGAAUGUUUACUCAUCGGUUUCGAAUAUAGUAGGUCCUCCGCUAAGCGUGGGAAGCACCUUUGGUUUGGAAGAGAAGUUGGAUACAAUUCAGAAGCUACUUGAGCAGCAACAGCAGCUGCAGCAACAACAUUUUCAUGACUGCAUUCAGUUUAAAAUGAUGUUUUAAUUUUUGAGGAUAUUUGAAACCAUUUGAUGUUAAAAUAGCUAGUAGAUACUUUUUAGUUCUUGUUUACAAAACUGGAGAAUUUGUAACUUCUUCGUGAGAUUAAGAGCUCGUUUGUUGGCACUGUAUUGUGGUGAUAAUAUAUAUUUUUCUUUCUAGAAUGA
Cornus florida is the source of this 1179-nucleotide messenger RNA. RefSeq lists its product as uncharacterized. The record is from RefSeq and is a predicted model, not a curated record. The transcript is spliced from 7 exons. Bases 518 to 1018 code for a protein of 166 amino acids. NCBI's taxonomy places the organism in Eukaryota, Viridiplantae, Streptophyta, Magnoliopsida, Cornales, Cornaceae.